AUGGGGUCGUACAGUACGUCAUCUUGUUCAGAUGCCUCGGGGCGCUCAAAAAGCACGGCUCCCACAAUAUACAGUGACCGGCCGACUUCAAAGCGUCAGGAAGAAGAGGUAGAUCUUUACGACUAUGAGUACGACGACGAGGACGUAUAUCCUUGGGACUCUGCAUCGACCUUUGAAUCGGACGACUCGGCGGACGAGAUCGAAGAAGCCCCAUUAUACGAAGUGACGGACCGCAAACGUGACAUCUUCUUCGCAGACGUGAUCCCAUCAAGUUCGUCAACGUUUGCCAAACUAUUCCCUUCCUGUCGGAGGCUGCUUAUCCGGCAUGAUGAUGCAACGCUCGAUGGGAACAUGAACUUGCGCGUGGACACCAUGGUGCCGCACCGCGCUGGCUAUCAGCAAGACGUAAUCCUCUUCCACCUCCGCAUGUAUGACUUGUUCGCCAGAAAGUUUUCAUUUCGUCGCUACUGCAGAGAAUCAGGUCGCGAGGUCUGCCACUCAGAGAGGAGGACGGUGUCAUCGAACCUUGACAAACCCCCAAUGCUUCAACGCUCAUGGAGUAGUGUGCUGGCUAGCCUGCGACCAGGGUCAAGUGCACUGGGUGGCCAUCACAGGAGACGGGGCUCGGAGCAGAGCGCGCUUGACGACGAAAUCAUUGGUUCCAAGGGUGGUGUCGAUCGACCAGCCGCACUUUCCGACAGCAUAAUGCUGGAGUUCUCCAACUAUGCCCACAUUGAACUGAAGCGUCGAGGUGCAGGAAUGACAAAGCGGUACGAGUAUGAGUACUGGGCCACGAAAUACCAAUGGAGGCGCGAGUCGCGCAAAGAUGGUGAUCUGCGCGAAGUCUCUUACCACCUAGUCAACACCCGAACGUCGAAACAGGUUGCCCACAUUGUGCCCGAGAUCCUAACCCCGAUAGAGGCGAUCGAGGAGGAAAGCAAGGGUGGCUGGAUCCCCCCAUCCUCCAUGUGGAUCAGUGAUCCUUCUGCCUUCAAGAAUAUGAAUGAUGUUGCCGAUGUGAUUGUAGCUACAGGGCUCAUGGUACUGGUUGACGAUUGCAUCCGGCGGCGAUGGCACCGCAGCGGUCCUUCCCCAUUCAUACUCCCGAUGCGAGCAUCGUUCUCAAAAGGCAUGGACCGGAUGGGCCCAAAGCGACUGAUUGAUGAGGUGUUCAACCGCGCCCCUUAG
Messenger RNA from Aspergillus calidoustus, 1188 nucleotides. The record is from the annotation of a GenBank genome assembly. NCBI's taxonomy places the organism in Eukaryota, Fungi, Ascomycota, Eurotiomycetes, Eurotiales, Aspergillaceae.